Molecule: messenger RNA, 1052 nt
Organism: Melampsora larici-populina 98AG31
Lineage: Eukaryota; Fungi; Basidiomycota; Pucciniomycetes; Pucciniales; Melampsoraceae
Exons: 5
Coding region: 43-747 (234 amino acids)
Source: RefSeq, a predicted model, not a curated record
GUAAAAACAAUUGGAGGACCAUCACCUUUUACAUCUUGGGUGAUGUAUUCCCGAGCCCCAACUCCAAAAGAGUCAUCAAUCAUCAAGACUGCCAACGCUAAAAUCAACCGCUCUCUCGGGCAAAAGAAGGUAUUGGUUCAGCCGUUUUCACAACCUGUUGAAGAGCAAAGUGAACAAGAUUCCGAAGACGAACCAGCUCCACCGGAUCAUUCUCAGCAAGACAAUUACGAAGACAAAGAUCCUCCUUUGCCCAAAAGGCAAAAGUCCGCCAACAACAACAAACCACAACUAGAUGUUCCGUCGGCAAAGAGGAAAUCCUUAACAAACAAGAAAAACCAUUCUGAUGAUGAAGAUGUUCCCUUGGCCAAGAGGAACAAGGUCACCAACAACAACAAACAACAACUAGGUAAAGAUGUUACAUUGGCAAAGCGGAAAUCAUUAACAAACAAAAGCAAACCGAAACCAGUUUGUAAUAGGAAGAUGAAGAUACAGAAGAAGCAAGAUGAGGACCAACUGAUCCAAGGUGUCGAAGCAACUGUCCAAGAGGAAGAAGACGUUUUGAUUAAUGAAUACUUACCAUUGGAUCAAAGUGCCAAGCAACGAUGGAAAGGUUGGAAACUUGUGCCAGUUUCGGAAAUGGUGUCAAAUGACGCAAAUGAUGAAAUUCAGGAGGAUGAGGACGGCAGUCAGGAGGCUAAUGGUAGCAUACGGAAGUCCAAGCGUAUCCCCAAGCGCAAGAGGGUGUAAGAGCAUAUUUCAGCUCAGCUCAAGUUAGGUUUUUUUUUGCAUGUCAAUCUUUCACGUUCCUCUGUUUCGUUCUGCGUUGUCGCUCUUUAUUUUAAUUUUUUUCCUUCCUUUAUGAUUUCCUUCCUUCUAUUUUUUCUCUCGCAUUAUUGUCAUUGCCUUUUUUUCUUGUGUCUCGAUUCAUCCAUUGUCUUUUUUUCUUGUGUCUCAAUUCAUCUUGGAAUGUCAAUUUUUCUUGAGGUUUUUUUUGGUUUUUUUUCUCCCUCUCCCCGUGUGAAAGACCAGUGUGCAACAGUUUGGUGCAUGCC